AUGACAAGACUCGGAAGCUACGAUGUGCCGACGAUGGCGGUGCGCUCAGUGGCCGAGAGGCAUUCAAUACUCUACUGCCUAGUGUCUGUUCGCCACAGGGACCUUAUCGUGUAUGUACGCGCGCGUGGUGUAGGUCUCUGCGUGAUUGUGCACUACCACUGGCCUGGUUGGUCGGAACAGGGUAAUCCUAGCCAAAAGCUGGCAAACCGUCUCUCAUGCGUUGCUUGCACAAACCGCUCGCAUGUUUGUGGUCGAUCUCUCUACCAAAGAGGUUCCGCCUUUUCACCCAAGAACGUCCCCGUUGGCACAAGUCUCAGAAGCUCGAAAACGACAAGCAAACUCCACGGACCCUGUUUCAACCCAUGCUCUGAACGCAGCUCUGACACUCUUCAGAUCCCUACCUCGGCAAAAGACAAAGUCGUUGAUCUCUUUCAUCUGAACUUUGGCACUCGAGGUGAACGUAAGGUUGAGAGCUUUGGCCAAGGGCUGUGGUCUCCGCCAGAGGACUUUCCCAGUGUCAAGAAUAGUGAGGAGGUUGCCGGCCGUACGGUAUUGCUUCUUCGUGCGCAGCAGCGCAAGAGAGACCAUCCCUGGGGCAGGUUGCGAGCUGCCGCUGGCUGCCGUGUACCAUCAUCCGGCCUCCGCCAUCCAGGUGGUAGUCAAUCGGUUGGAAGUCGGGCAGAUGCAGGGCGCCGUCCGGCGUAUGAGAAACGAAGCGGUCAAGCUCACAACGGAGCCAGCCCCCCGGCCUUCAUGCUUGAGACAACGACCGUUAUUGGCAUUAUGGCAGUGCGGUCAGUGGGUGGGCGCGAGGGGACGGGUAUACCUCGUUCUCGACCCGCGUGCCAGACUCCCAGUCCCCCGAAGGCCGAUACCCUAGCCCCAGAUCCACGAUUGAUUGGCACUGCAAGGCGCAAGAGGGCAAACUCGACUGACAAGCUCUCUCGCGUCUCUUCUGCCCUGUCGAUAUUUGUCGGUCGGUCGGUUCUGGAAUUCCCCGUCAGACCCUGUUCGAGCUAG
Colletotrichum acutatum is the source of this 1020-nucleotide messenger RNA. RefSeq lists its product as uncharacterized. The transcript has 7 exons. The coding region runs from base 1 to 1020 and encodes 339 amino acids. Lineage: Eukaryota; Fungi; Ascomycota; Sordariomycetes; Glomerellales; Glomerellaceae. The record is from RefSeq and is a predicted model, not a curated record.